Lotus japonicus is the source of this 1993-nucleotide messenger RNA. RefSeq names its product glycosyl hydrolase 5 family protein-like. The record is from RefSeq and is a predicted model, not a curated record. The transcript has 3 exons. Bases 124 to 1740 code for a protein of 538 amino acids. Gene Ontology annotation, molecular function: hydrolase activity, hydrolyzing O-glycosyl compounds. NCBI's taxonomy places the organism in Eukaryota, Viridiplantae, Streptophyta, Magnoliopsida, Fabales, Fabaceae.
UAAUAGGAUAGAGAUUGUUUGCUCCUAAUCCUUAUCCAAGUUGAACAUUUUCCUCUCUCUAAUCUCUAUAUAUAGACACUAUAUCCAUGAUGAAAGUUGCAAGUUCUCUUCUACAGAGUCAAUAUGUUGGGAAAUAUGACUACACAAUCCUUGUUUCUUCUUCUCCUUGUUUCCAUUUUAGCAUCACAUUCCAAUGCUUACCCUCUUUCAACCCAAGGCAGAUGGAUCAUAGAUGAAUCCACAGGGCAAAGAGCCAAACUUGUGUGUGCUAACUGGGCUGGUCACCUUCAGCCAAUGAUCCCUGAGGGUCUAGACAGAAGGCCAUUGAAGGAGAUUGUUUCUGAGCUUGUCAAACACAAAUUCAACUGCGUUCGCCUCACCUAUGCAAUUUACAUGUGGACACGCUAUGGCGGUCACAUUGUGAGUGGCACCUUCGAUGGUUUGGAUGUGCCGGAGGUGGUGGCUGGCAUAGCCAAGAACAAUCCUUCUGUGUUGAAAAUGACACACAUUCAGGUCUUUGAAGCUGUGGUUCAUGAACUUGGUGCACAAAAUGUGAAAGCUUUGCUUGAUAACCAUGUUAGUGAGCCAAAAUGGUGCUGUAAUGAUGAUGAUGAGAAUGGAUUCUUUCAUGACAGACACUUUGAUCCUCAGGAGUGGGUGCAGGGCCUUACUCUGGCAGCCAAGCACUUUGCAGGACAUCACCCCGUUGUGGCAAUGAGCUUGAGGAAUGAGUUGCAUGGUCCACGCCAAAAUCUGAAUGAUUGGUACAAGUACAUGAGCCAAGCAGCACUGGCCAUCCAUAAAUCAAAUCCAAAUGUGCUUGUGCUGAUCUCAGGUUUGAACUAUGACACUGAGUUGCAGUUUUUAAGGAACAAACCAUUGAAGAUUGACUUGGGUAAAAAAUUGGUCUAUGAGACACAUUUGUACUCAUGGUCUGGAAUUGAAACACUCAAAUUGAAAGAGAUUUGGACCAAGCAACCAUUGAACAGGAUAUGCUCCCAGAGCAUUGAGGGGAUAGACUACAGAGCUGGGUUCCUUACCAGUGGUAAGAAUGCAGCUCCUUUAAUCUUCACUGAGUUUGGGUUUGACCAAACAGGUUCUUCAGUGGAAGACAACAGGUUCUUGACAUGCCUUCAAACUUAUCUUCUUGGAAGAGACUUGGAUUGGGGUUUGUGGGCAUUUCAAGGUGACUAUUACAUUAAACAGGACAAUGUUCAAGUUCAGGAGACAUUUGGUGUACUGGAUACCACUUGGCACAAUCUGAGAUACCCAAAUUUCACUGCCAAGUUCCAACUUUUGCAAAGGAAGAAUCAAGAUCCUACUUCAAAAGCCCCCAAUGCAUAUAUCUUGUACCAUCCACUAACUGGUCAAUGUGUCAAAGUGAAUAACAAGAAUGAACUUGAAGUUGGUAGCUGUGAGAAGCCAAAAAGAUGGGUUUAUGGUGGAGAUAGGUCUCAGGUUCUUUUGCAUGAUAACAAGAAGUGCAUAACUGCAUCUGGUGAAGGGCUUCCAGUUUCUGUUUCUGAUGAGUGCCAGAGCAAGAUCAGUUCUUGGAAAUCUGUGUCCCUUUCUAAGCUUCAUUUGGCUACUAAGGAUAAAGAUGGGAAACAACUUUGCUUGCAGAAGGAUUCCAAUUCAUCCAGGAUUUUGACUUCAAAAUGUAUCUGCAUAGAUGAUGAUUCUCAAUGUCUGAAUGAUCCCCAAAGCCAGUGGUUCCAGCUUGUUGCCACUAAUGUUUAGUUUGGUUUAGCUAAGUUUAUGUUUUUUUUGUUUCUUCUAAAAAUUGUUAUCGCAAUUCCAAUUCCGACCUAGAUGUGGUGGAAAGCAAAGGUUUCCAAAUAAUAUGACUCAUAAAAAUCGAACUCUCGACUUAAAGGUUCAAACAACCAUUAUUUACCAUUGUGACCGACACCUGUUGGGUAGCUAGGGUUUAUGUUUCAUAUUGCACAAAAUUUAUCUUUUUAUUUUGUUCUUAUUAUUUAUUAAGAAGCUU